Molecule: messenger RNA, 813 nt
Organism: Galendromus occidentalis (western predatory mite)
Lineage: Eukaryota; Metazoa; Arthropoda; Arachnida; Mesostigmata; Phytoseiidae
Exons: 1
Source: RefSeq, a predicted model, not a curated record
AUGGCCCCACCAGCGACGCGAAGAAAGGUACAGCAUUCGCCAACACCGACGACGAGACAACCAACGGCAACGGCGCAAGAAGAAACACGAGACGUAAACGUAGCAGGAGCCUCAAGUGGAAACGCGGGACCAGCGCCGACCGAGCGAGAGACCUCGACGGCACCGCCGAUGCACGCAAUCGCAACCUUGACCGAAAACCCGAAGGACUCGCAACCGCAAGCGAACGCCGGAGAGGAAACUCCCAAGCGGCUCACAGCAACAGCGACGGUCCCAACACCCGUACGCCUCACUCCGGAGCCGCCGAAGUUCAAGCCGGGCGACGACGCAGCGAGAUGGUUGAAGUCGUUCGAGAGAAUCGCAACCCACAACGUGUGGCAAGGCGAUUUCAAGCUACAAUCAGCGGAAAUAUGCAUGACGGAUCUUGCAUUGCAAUGGGCGGAGACCCAGAGCGAACGGCUGACGACAUGGGCGACUUGGAAAGCAGCGUUCGCGAAAAGAUUCGAUAACGGAAGGGUCGCCCAAGCCAAACAACAACUGCGCAAGCUUAUCCGCAGCGAGGAAGACUCCCUAAUCGACCAUCUGGACAGGGUGGAAUGGUUGUGCCGCCAAACAAGCCCAUCGAUGCAGGAUGAGGAGAUCAUCGAAAACUUCGGAAACACGAUUUCAGAAGAGGAAUUCGCGUUCGUGGUGACGGGAAAGCUGACAAAGGAUCUCCAAGGUCUGAGAGAAACCCUUGAACUUCGGCAGAACCAAGCAAAAACGCGCAACAAGAGCGACGAGCCGAAAGCCAGCCGAACCCCGGUCAUGGCGGCA